Penicillium antarcticum is the source of this 1140-nucleotide messenger RNA. RefSeq lists its product as uncharacterized. The transcript has a single exon. Gene Ontology annotation, molecular function: ubiquitin protein ligase activity. Bases 1 to 1140 code for a protein of 379 amino acids. The record is from RefSeq and is a predicted model, not a curated record. NCBI's taxonomy places the organism in Eukaryota, Fungi, Ascomycota, Eurotiomycetes, Eurotiales, Aspergillaceae.
AUGCCUUCCCGAUAUUCCUAUGCUCCAAGUCCACCUUCAGUCCAUCUAUCUGACAUCAUCAAACUCGAACCAGAGGAAGAGCCAUGGUGUGCCGGCUAUGCUCCUUCGCAGGGUCGUCGCUGUCACGCCCGCACAAAUGCAUACGGUCGCAGGUCAGCCAUGGUGCUUCUCAACGAGGGUACCAAAGAUCUUCGAGCCGGUCGCAGCAUCGAUGCGCUGCUGGAAGAUUUGGCUCCUCAUGUACUAUGCACAAGGUUCCAUCAAAACCAAGCUUCGGAUCUCACACGUCGUUGGAGAGGACAAGUUCACCAGUAUCUCAAUUCGCAGGGAACCUUUACACCAUCGACACAGCAGACGAGGGUAUCAUCGCGAAUUGUCGACACAGAGACCGCUGAAUCUGAACUGGAGGAGAGAAUUGCCGUUCUCCAACAGAGACUUCGGAAUUUGAAAGAGAUUAGGCGCCUCGAGGCUGCUGAAAGUUACCUACCAAUUACUGCAAGCCCUCCUUUCUAUCGCGAGAGGAGAAAUCCAAACGCAGUUGUUAGUUCAAGUAUUCCGACAAGCACGUUGAGCAGGAAUACUCCGCCAGUGAAUCGUGUUGAUAGAACAUCCACUGUGCAAACAACACAAUCUACGAAUCAGCCAUCAAUGACUGUACUUCGACCCGAGCAAGUACAAAUCAGUCAUCAAAUAAGGGCGGUUUCUCCUUUGAGUCCGAGACUAGCGACGCCAUCCACUGGGGUUCACGCCUCCAGCAGGACCAGAAGCCAUGAUAGCCAGAAUAGAAUUUCACAGACCACUCGCCGCGAGGCUGAAGGAGAAUGUGGGAUCUGUUUGUGUGAUUUGCUCCCUUCAAAGCAAGAUAUAGCCGGGGACACGGACGAGGAAAGCGAUCACAUUGGCAGCGAUGAAUACAGCCGGGAUGAUCAAAGUGAUGAUGAUGAUUAUGAUGAUGAGAUUGAUGACGAUGAAGAGAAUGAAGAGCAGGAAACCGAGGAUAAGCAUGAACGCCAAGACGAAGAACUGGCUUGGUGCAAGGCACGCUGUGGAGUAAACUUCCAUGCGAAAUGCAUCGAACAAUGGCUAGAAACAGCUCGUGCUCCUACAUGCCCAGCAUGCAGAAGUACUUGGAAACAUUGA